Molecule: messenger RNA, 5346 nt
Organism: Protomyces lactucae-debilis
Lineage: Eukaryota; Fungi; Ascomycota; Taphrinomycetes; Taphrinales; Protomycetaceae
Product: Sec23-binding domain of Sec16-domain-containing protein
Exons: 2
Coding region: 1-5346 (1781 amino acids)
Biological process (GO): Golgi organization; COPII vesicle coat assembly; autophagy
Cellular component (GO): endoplasmic reticulum exit site; ER to Golgi transport vesicle membrane
Source: RefSeq, a predicted model, not a curated record
AUGUCGGGCUUCAAUGCUGCUAUGCUACCGUUGAUGCUGGAAGAGGAGAGCCAAGGAGUAGACAAAUCUCGAAAAGACAGCGUCAUGCAUAUAUCAACAAGAUCUGCGGUCGUACAAUCAUCUCAGGCCUUGUCAGAACCUGUAACGGCAGACGUGACAACGGCCAAUAUUAACAAGCCGGAUCCACACGGGCCCGCCCUAUUCGACACACAGGCAAUUAUCCAACAGGAUGAAGAAAGUGCUUUAUUUGACGCUUUGGUCACCGGAGAGACGGAAGUGAACAAGAAUGACGAGAAUGUGACAAAGAUCGAGGACGAAGCAACCUUCUUUGACAAGGUAGCUUCGCCAGCAUUAGCUCCAGAGGCAAGUGCUUUUCCGGAAGCACUCUCUGAGAGUACUGUCCCUAUAAACUUCGUUCAGAAAGCACCAUUGAGCCCAACUACAUCGAAAAAUUCUCAGGGGGCAGAGCAAGAGCAGGAGCAGGAGCAGACCAGUUUCUUUGAUGCAGUCAAGCCACUUGGGUCUGAACCAAUGCAGUCUCUGGUAUUGCCUCCAUCGCAGAACGCACUCGAGCUAGAUGGAGAGGAGGUGGCUCAGUCUGACGCUGGAGACUUCUUCAAUGGCCUUGGAUCAAUGGCGACCACCGCAGAAGUCGAGGUACAAUCCGAGCCAGAGACUUUGAAGGAAGAGGACCCGUUCGCCGGCAUUGCUCUUGCCUCUCAGACAGUAGCAGUCACCUCCAGCGACAAAGAUCAAGCCUCUACUCAAGCACCAGAGUCAACCAUGCCCGCAGAAGAAGAGGAAUUCGAUCUGGACGCUGAGCUUGGAGAAUUUGACAUCGACGCAGAGCUUGGUGACGAGUUUGCUGAACUGGAGGCCAGUUUUCAGACUCCAAGUGCCGUGGCAAGUCCAAAGCCACCCUCACCCAAAGCGCCCUACGUCAAUCCAUACCGUCCAACGGGUGAGGCUGUAGCAGCUUACCAGGCAGCUCCGCAACAAUCACCGCAUGUCUUUACACCAGCCAAUGCAUCGGCCGCUGGCCGGACCAACGCUUACGCGCCAGCUCAGCAGAACCAGCCAAUCAUGCCUGCACGCUUCUCUCCAGUACGGCCUUCGAAGCCGUCUACACCAUCCUUUGUCAAUGCCAAGUCAACCUACACAGACCCAUAUGCACUACCAGAGUCCUUUGUUGCGCCCAAACGAAUGCGACCUCCUACGCAUGCUCUCAAAAAUGCUCAAAGCGUGCCCGACUUGCGCAACAAUCAAUAUGCUCCACAACAGCCGCGUGCAGCUCCUGGUAUGUCAUCGUUACGGCAGCAAGCUGCGCCUUCGGCACCGCCCAGUGCUCCGCCCAUUGUUCGUCCACCGGCUGGCAAUCGGUACGUUUCGAUGCCGCAGGUAUCUCAAUUGAAUCGUGCUGGUCAGCAGCAUUUAAUACAGGGGCAACUACCACCACAGCAGCAGCAGCAGCAGCAGCAGCAGCAGUAUAAACCGUCGCCGUACCAGCCUGCGCAGGCUCUUGCCGUGCAACCUCAAGUCUUACGGCAGGGACCUCCGACACAACAUGGUCAAGCUACGGCACCUCCUGCUCGUUAUCAUGCUCCGACAGCACCGCAGCAGACAAUGCCGUCAAACGCGUAUGCAGCACGGCCGCCAUCGCUUUCGCGUCCGCCUGCCAUGCAUGAACGUGGAGACUCAAUGGACAGCAAUCCUGCCAUGAAUCAGUAUCAGCAAGACCGUCGAGCCUACUCGCCACCUGCAAUGCGAAACCCAGGUAAUGCACGUCAUUCGAUGCAUCGCUCUUCCUUCGACCAGGAUCGUCAACGUCGCUUGUCGAGUGCGUCAGCAAGUACAAGUGAUGACAGAGAACAUGCUAUGGGCCAAUAUCUGCAAAGUCAGCAAGGUGCAGAGCGAACUAUGUAUUUGGACCAGUUCUCGGUUGUGGAGGAGGAGAUUACAGCGUCGCAGCUACAACAAGGCAGGCCACCAUCGGGUUAUACGCCGCCUCAGCAGCAGCUACAAUUUGGUUCACAGCAGCAGAGACAGUAUGCCCCGCCGCCACCGCAACAGCAGUACGCUUCACAGCAAGCUUCUCAGCAUUCGUCUGCGGCUGAGGAGCAGCCCGAGCAGAUCCGUCCACCGCCGCCGCCGCAACAACAGCGCUCAAAUUAUGCUCCUGCAUCGCACGCUGAUGUUUCGCAGCAAGUUCAACAGCAUCCUUAUGCUCCUCAGCAGCAGGACUCCUAUGGUCCUUCAUCACAGAGAGUCGAGGCUCAAGGUCCCGUACAGCUAGUCUCUGACCACAAUGGACCACCUUCGCGCGAGCAGUACAUCCCCUCUGCACGUACUUCACCGGACCAAUCGAAAGGCCCGUUCGGUCGACGUUCGCUCGAUGCAGUGCGACCCGCCAAAGCUGCACUAGAGAUGAGUCGACCCAAUUCGCGUGCUUCUAGUUCUGGUCGAGCGGCUGCUACAGAGCCCUCCUUCAGUCCGCGUCCUGCGAAGAGUAGCCUCUACCACCCAGGUGGACCUGUGCGUGCCAGCAGCGCUGCACCUUCGCGUGGUGCUACCAUGUACGCCAUGACGACCUCUUCUGAUGCAAGUCGGACGCUUGAUAGUCCGCAUCCCAAGGCAAGAUUUGCCUUUGGAGGCAAGUUGGUUGUAUGCUCUACUGAGCAGCCCAAUGCCUUUUCGCAUGCGUCAGCAAUCCCUCGGCCAGUGACGGUCAUGGCACCCGAUUCGACACUUGCUUCCUCGAUGUUGAGUGACUUUGUUGGUCCUCUAGUACAUGGCAAGCAGAAUGCUAAGCAAAAGAAGAGUGAGGCUCAGGCGUGGUUCACGAGUAGUGCUGCAUCAACACAAGAUGACAAUUUGAGGUUGCUCUAUCGACUGUUGGCUCUUAUGCUAGAGCACAACGGACAAGUCCUUCAGACGCCGGUUGCUAGAACGAUGUUCAUUGCAGAACUAUGCCCUGAGAUGAAGGGAACGACUGAUGCUGACGAUAGCGCCAAUUUCCGCAUUCCAGCUGCCAUGCUACAGCCUGUUAUCCCUGAGGGUGCUCGUGUGCUGUCAUCUCAAACAUUGACAGAUGUUUCGCUCAAGACUUUAUCUGACUUGUUGAUUUGUGGCAAGCAGGCUGCUGCUUUACAACAUGCAUGUGAGCAUCGUCUGUGGUCGCAUGCUUUGUUGAUCGCCUCGCGCUUGGACGGUGACGCGUGGAUUUCAGUGGUCCGAGAAUUCACCCAGGCAGAAUUUGCCGAAAGCUCUGAAGCUGCACAAAGCUUGAGCUUCCUGUACAAAUCACUGGCCGUUCGCAAUACUCAGGACUUGGCACAACUUGGCGCGAGUGACUUCCAGUAUGGCUCACGAUCUUGGCGCAAAUCGCUUGCCAUGCUCCUUGCCAAUGAUAAGCAAGCUCUGUUGACAUUGCCUGCUUUUGCCAAUGCAUUACUGGCUCAAGGUCAAAUCUUCCCGUCACUCAUUUGUCAGGUCCUUCUUUGCAAGCCCGCAGUAGCCUCUAGUCUGCUUGACGAAGGGACGGCGUUCCUGUUCAAGAAUCUGGACGUCCUUUCUGGCAGGUCUGGUUCGCGGGAGUACAAUGCUGCCUUUAUGUGCGCCCAGACGAUCGAGCUGCUUACGGUGCUUGUACAGCCCAAGUUUGCGGGAUACGUGCCACUCAUGUCGCACAAGCUUCAGCAUGUCCAGCUUCUGGCUGACUGUGGCACAUACGCACAAGCGCAUCGAUACUGUGAUGCACUGACAGCCACGUUGAAGCAGCUACCACGACAAGGCCAAAAGGAUACCGUUCACAUCCAGCCGGCAUUUAUUGAGCAAUUGAAGCAGCUCACCAUGCAACUUGAUGCACUGUCGAGCGACGAGGCGGGUGCAUGGCUUACGGGUCGUGUAUCGAAAGGCAAGAUGGAUUCCAUCUGGGGGUCUCUUGAGGGCAAAUUCAAUAAAUUUAUCGCUGGCGAUGGAUCACCGAAUGUAGAUGGCUCUUCAGACGUGGCCACAGGAGGAGGUGUCCUUGGCAAAGGUCCCUUUGCACACGUACUGCCGACACCAACAAUCAGUCGUAUUGGAAGUGCUGCUGAUUUGACAUAUGGAGGCAGUGCCGCUGCCUCACCUGUACACGAGAUGCAACCGCAGCCAUUCGCAUCGGGUCCGUAUGUGGAAAAAGUGCCUGCUGGGUAUGGUAUGCAAGCGGCUCAUGUGCCAAGUCCAUAUGCUCCAACGCAAGGCGGAACAUCACUGAGACGUGAGACAAGUGGGUAUGGUAACAAUGCAUACGCACCAGCUCAGCAACAACAGCAAUCCAGACCAUUCUCGCCGGCUGUUGGUAAUUAUGCCACAACGGAACCGCAAGGCUUGGGCAUUGUUCGCCAGGGAUCGUAUUCGGAGAGGGAACCUUACAAUCAAGAGCAAGGACAGCAACGGCCAGGUCAACAGUCUUCCUAUGGUGGUUAUGUGCCAAGUCGUCGCGAGAGUGAGGAUGGUGUUGGUCAACAGCAACGGUAUACGCCUGCACAACCACAACAGCGAUACGCACCGCAGCAGCUUGAUCAGGCUAGUGAAGCUCGUGAUGCAGUUGAGAGCAGAUACCAGCCUGCCCCUCCCAUUUCGGAAGCUAAAACAGAGACUGAGCAGCCUGCGACGCCGAGUGGAGACGCCAGCAAGGAAGCUGAAAAGUCCGACAAGACGAAACAAAGUGAAGCGGAUAAAGCUGCAACUGCCAGUCCGAAAUCUACUUGGCUUGGUGGUUGGUUCAGCAAGAAGGAAAAAGCCCCCGUUGAGCAAGCGAGUAAACCUGGCGAAGCGCCAAAGGUGCACAAGGCUAAGCUGGGUGAAGGCAUGUCAUUGGUGUACGAUCCUGUUACAAAGAAGUGGACGAACCCGAAAGGAUCCAUGCCAGAGGAGAAGACGCUUGCUGGCCCUCCUCCACCGUCUAUGAAACCCAAGGCAGCUGCUGGACCUGGGGGCAUGCCACCUCGUGCACAAGCAACCCCUUCGCAAAGCAUGUCUGCACCAUCGAGUCAAGCGCCUGUCUCUGCAGCAGGAACGCCACCUAUGAGGCCACCAGCAGCAGCGGCUGCUGCUAUACCCAUCGUAUCUGGCAACGCUGAUGCAGAUCUCGCUGCGAUUCUUGGAGCGAGUAGUAAACCGCGACCGCGACGAGCGGGUGCUGGUCCUCCCGGGGGUGGGACACCGCCGUCAACAGCUGUUGGGGAGGAAGACGAUAUGCCUUUGCGUGGGAGUGCAACGAUGCCAAACAGACGCAAGCCGCGCGCCAAGGGUCGGUAUGUGGAUGUCUUUUCUGAAGGUGCACCAGCAGAAAAAGCUGCUUGA